Messenger RNA from Myxozyma melibiosi, 2138 nucleotides. RefSeq lists its product as uncharacterized. Gene Ontology annotation, cellular component: nucleus. The transcript has 8 exons. Lineage: Eukaryota; Fungi; Ascomycota; Lipomycetes; Lipomycetales; Lipomycetaceae. The record is from RefSeq and is a predicted model, not a curated record. Gene Ontology annotation, biological process: double-strand break repair via homologous recombination; mitotic recombination; double-strand break repair via single-strand annealing. Bases 176 to 2038 code for a protein of 620 amino acids.
CCUCGUCUCUGCCCGCGCUGAUUGCUGUAUCGAGCUCAGACACUGCGUUGCUGCUUUAUACUGAGGUGCCUGAAACGUCCAGAGUUGCUUAAAGUGAACCUCACCAUUGACUGCUUCUGUGUAUACUUGCAGUAGCCAAGCAAUCGACGCGAAAACCCUACCACUCGGCGACGCGAUGCCUGCCGAGGGCGAUCAACAUGCCAUGUGGGCUCCUCCACACCCCAACACUCUGAUGGCACGCACCAGGGGCUGGUCCUCCAACGAGGCUCGAUCUAUUCAAGAACGACUAAAUCAAGAACUUGGACCCGAGUACGUCUCUCAACGCCCGGGAGCUGGCGGAGGAAGAGUACAUUAUCUGGAGGGAUGGAAGGUGCUCAACCUUGCCAACGAAGUCUUUGGAUUCAACGGAUGGAGCUCUGAGAUCAAAAGCAUCUCAGUGGAUCAUAGGGAACAAAACAAGGAUGGCAGAUGCUCGCUUGUUAUGUCUGUAACGAUCAGAGUCACUCUGAAAGAUGGCACAUUCCACGAAGAUGUCGGAAGUGGCCAUGUCGAGAAUGUGCGUCAAUGGCACGCUGCGUUUGACAAGUGUCGCAAAGAAGCCACCACCGAUGCACUGAAACGCUGUUUUAGAGCAUUUGGUCCAUUACUGGGCAACUGUCUUUACGAUAAUGAGUUUGUUCGGCAAAUCACGAAAGUUCAAAAUCCACCCCGUCGACAAAUCGAUAUGGAGAAACUGCAUAGAGCUCCAGAGUAUCGUUCAGAAACGCAGACCGAAGCCGGCCGUCGUCAUGCUAUGACAUUGGUGUCGGGCGGUACCAACGACGAGACUCCCAACUCUCGGCAUACAUCUGGCCCUGGCGACUAUACGACACCCGGUCAUAACAGGGCCUAUCCCUCUUACCAGGAGUAUGAUCAGAGCUCUCACAAUGGUGAUAGAAAAGUUCUUACGAAUGGAAACACCCGCCCUCCUGCGAACCAGCAGCAACCAGAGCCACGACCGGCUGUGAGACAAACACCACACCUCCCGAUAGCACCGCCCCCGAAAGUUCAGAGACCCGCCACCAAUCCCGGCGCUCGUCUGGAUGACGGAUUUGAUAUGGAGUUUGGAAGCGAUCUAAUUGCUGAUUAUAACGAAAUUGAGGAAUAUGAUAUGAUCUCUGAUGACGUGCUCGACUAUGAACCAUUUGACGGAGGUGAACUAGUGACAUACACAAACAACGAAGACGAAGCGAGAAAUGGACGCCCUUCGGAAUCAAAACCUGUGAAUUCAAACCACACAUCGGCUCAGCAGCCAAAUCCUGCAGCAAGAACCGCAAGCAACCCGCAAAACCAGGCACAAAGGAUCUCAGACAACGGUAAUCAUGUUCGAGCGCAAUCGGGACCUGACGCAACGGCUGCAAUGAAUGGUCACCAGGCGCGCGCUCGUACCGCAUCCGUACCUCCCGACAACGCUUUGAAUCUCAACCGAGCCUCUGCUUACGACACGGCAAUGGAAAAAAUACCGCAAAGCACACCGCCGUUUGCUGUUCCCAAUAAUCAAUCUGCACAGGACGCACAUACCGGCGAUCCAGGAGCGGGCGCAACUUCAGCUGAUGGAGUACCACGGUCUGCAAUUGAGACUCCAGUUCCAUCGCCUUGCUUUUUCAGUGCACGUGCUGCCGAAGCUGUGCAGAAAGAAAUUGCUGUUGACAACUCGGCACUCUUUGACGUGUCGUUUCAGAGUCCCUCGAUGCGCAAGACGAUCGACCAUUCAAGGUCUCGUCCGGUUGCUCGUUCGCAAGUAGAAGGCAGCCCGAUUGCCAACUUGAGUCCUAGGAUAGACAACCCUCGCCUCAAUCCAAUGCGAAGAGUGGGAAUGCCGCCGACCGGUGGUGCACCCGGUGCUACGAGAUCGUUGCUUUCGGUCAAGAGACCACUGCAUAGUUCGAAUCCAAAGUCUACGGAACCUCUUGGGGAGAUAUCCGAGAGUAAUGCGAAUAUCAUGAAUAACGCACCGGCCGAAGUGAAAGACGAAGCGAACAAGAAACAAAAGGUCUGAAGACGUAUGCAACUGGGACAUUCAAGUAGUAUUCAAGGGGUAUCUGUUGGGAUUUUAUUAUUAUGUGGUAACGGUUUCUUCGCCUAGUUUUAUAUUUAUG